Durusdinium trenchii is the source of this 4023-nucleotide messenger RNA. NCBI's taxonomy places the organism in Eukaryota, Dinophyceae, Suessiales, Symbiodiniaceae. The record is from the annotation of a GenBank genome assembly.
CUUAACCUCUCUUGGCAUGGCCCCCCUUUCUGGUUGAGUCGACUUAUAAGAUCACACAGGACACGGAGAAAAUUCUCGGUGACUCCGGACUUCUCCCCCACUGGCCAGUCGACUGAUCUCCCCGGUCCGCCGGUCCGGCAUGGUCCACUCACGGGUGAACCGUUCGCCUUUCGGGUGAAACGAUGUGAAGCGUUCGACCCAGGAAGCGCCAUCCGAAGGGGACUCGGUUCGUUGGACCAUGUGUGGUGACCAGUGGCGGCCGAGGGCGGCUUGUCAUGAUCAUUCUGAGUUUAGUGGGUUGGUCUUCUGGCGUGUUUGACGAGGUCUUUCGGAAGCUCAACAAGCUGGCAGGAUUAAUUUGUUCCCCGUUCUCGUGGCAAAAAUGCCCACCCGUUGCCAUCGCAACUUCCUUGGCAUCCCGGAAGCCUCCAUCGGCCCCACGGUUUUGGGGCAAAUCCAAAAUCUGAAAAGCUAAGCCUCUGAAGCCUCUGACUCACUAACAGUAUGUGGUUUUGAUAUGUUUUGACAUACCCUCAACCUUAAGCUUAUGAUUUCAGCAUAUUUCAGCUAUAGGCUAUACCGUCCCCCAACGAUGGAGUCGCUCCCUCGCAAGAGUCCAUGGGAUGGAGUGAAGGCACCACGAAGGCGGGCCAUGCCAUGCCAUCCACGUUGGCCCAUGGAUGAGUUCAGGGAUUGUGCUCUCCCACUAUUUGAUGGAGAUCUUCUUUUGAACGAAAGGAUGGGAAAAGAGGCAGGCUGGUCAAGUCUUUAGAAACCCCCUAACAAAGCACGGCAUUAAAUUUUCACAGUGAGUUGUAGUGGAUUGGUGUAGAGACCUUCCAUUGAACCUGUUCAGAAAGUUUGUGCGCUGUGACCGUGGCAACGUCGUUGGGUGUUGCAUUCCAUAUGCUUUACAUGUGUGAUGUUGGCUGCCAGAGAAGUAAUAAAGCCAAGCAGUACUGACUAUGCGGCCAACAGAUCAUGAGUGAGCCUGGGUGCAGCUGGUUGGCAAGUGGGCGAAAUGAGGUUAUUGAUCUUGGCCGGGGCUUCAAUUUCAAAUGUUGCAGUUGUUGGCAAUUUGGAAGCUGAAGGAUCUGAAAGAUGACUUCUGAUGCCGAGUCUUUUUGAGACCCCUCCCCUUGACUGCAUCCUUUGUCGCUCGACCUUGGUCCAGGCGUGCUCAAGUCAUACAACUGAGCUUAGCAAGCAUAGCAAGUAAAAACAUGCCGGUGAAUAUGAGAACAGGGAGACACCCUGAAGAAUGCGGGAAAACUUAAAAGCAGCUAAAGCUUGUUGGUUGGGAGGGCCCCCUAUGGAAAGACACCCGUAAAGAGCAAGCGUGACUCAAGUCGAGUUCCUUGUGGGCUUCUUUGGUGAAGUAGCUGGGGCCCCCUGACUUACCAGACAUGGAGAACAUUGGUUGGGCACCUUUCGUCUGAGUGUGAGUUUGAAAAGGAUUCUGCAGUCGUGUGCUCACGUGGAUGGGACCUGAAAAUUUGCCCCCCUGCAGCUCUCACUGCGUCAUUGCUCACAGGAGCAGCAGCGGCCCGGACCCUAAGACUUCCCUUGCCGAAAUUGGAGGACGUGACGCAGGCGGUAGCUUCCUCAUUGUAACGUUUCCUUUUGCUCAUGCGGCCCAAUGAAAAGGAUGUUUCGUCAUUUGUUUUGGCAGAAUCAGAUAAAUGGUUCAUAUGGUAAGGCCACGACAGCGUAUUUUACAAAGUCAAAAAGAGUCAAAAAAAACAAAUGGAAAAGUAGAAAGCAUCACAAAAAAUCGGGAAAGUCGGAAAACAUAUCAAACAUGGACAGCAACUCGAAAAAGGUAAAAAACACAUAAGACUCUGCCCUGGGCCAAUUGUUUUUUUUGGUUUUUGACAUUUGAAACUUUCUGAUUUGAUUUUUCUUUGAACUUGACUUUUGGCACACUAUGUUGACUGAUUUGAUUUGUCUAACGUUUGUUGACACCGCGCUCUUUCCAAUGAAGGAUUUUAUUCAGGCUGGAGCUUCCAAAUAUGUAAACCCUUCUCAUGCCCACAACACGUGUGCUGUGUGAUUGAAGUGAGUACAGCUUUAUGGUCAUGUCGUGUGAACUAUGAUUGUUGAUCCAAACUCACAGGUUGGUUUUCGGAAUUGGAAAACACAUGCGAGAGCUGCUCAGGCUUUGCUGCUGGUUGCACUAACGUUCUACUCCCGAGGUCACGUGGGUGCCAGCUCUUUCUUGGCUCCAACUGCGACCAGGCGUCUUUCGCCGGCAACGCCCUCGUUGGUGAACUCGGGCUGCUGCCGCUUUGCCCCGCACUACCAAGGAGUGGAUUGGCAAGACCCCAAGGUGCGCGAGGACUUCAUGGCGAACGUGCUGAGCGUGGAGCGCCGCUUCUUCGCCGCCCCAGAUGUGGCCUUUGAUCGAGAUUCGGGCAUGACCUACGAUGGGACGAGCUUGAACCUGACGACCGGAGGAUUACAGUCCGACGGCUUGCGGGUUUUUUCUGCGGCCUCCAAGGAGGCUUUGCACUUGAGUUUGUUGGCCAUUGCCUUGCAGCCGCCUCAGGAUGUGGACGAGGAGCGUCGGGAGUUGCUGCCCUUGGUCUACAGCAUGGAUGAGGCCUUGGAGAUCUUGGAGAAGAAGGUGAGUUCCAUGGAGGACUUCGAUCGACGCUUCCCUGCCUGUGGCGGCUUCCUCCCCUGGUUCUGUUCUCGUGGCAUCAGCAAUGGCAGCUGCAAAGGCCUCAACGAGACCUUCACCUUCAUUGAACCCAAAGUGGACUCCGCCUCCGUGCUCAGUGUGCCCGCUUUGGACAAUGGGCAGAUGGCCUGGGCAGCAGUUGCUCUGGUCCAAGUGCUGCAGAAGCGGAGCUCUGAAAGCAGUCGGAUUUCUACCCUGGCUCAGCGCUGGGAAAACCGCCUGAAGCGCAUGCGGGCCACUGCUGUGAACCUCUUCUACGACGGCCCGGGCACCGGCACUGUCCGUGCCAUCGCCACGAUCAAGAAUGCCAGCGUGGAUGCCGCCAACAAUUCCACCAAUGCCUACAAUGCAGAGAACUACGUGCUUUGGGAUCCGUUCGAAGGUGAGAUGGUUGUUCUCUUCAUUGACCUCAUGGGGAAUUGGAGCAACUACACCGACCCCCAGGCGGAGAAGGACAAGAUUUGGAACAUCAAAGCGCAGCACGUGGAUCCAGUUCUCUACAAUGAGAGCAACAAUACCUAUGUGAUCCAGGAGGGCUUUUGGUUCUCCGCGCAUGAGCAAUGGAAGACCCUUCAGCUGCCUUACUUGCAGAUUCCAUUGGUGCAUCAUCUCUUCCGGAACGGAGAGAUGGCGCGCCUGACCUUCUCUGUGGUGAAGAACUUGAACGGCCUCAUGGCAUCUGUGAAUGCACCGACAGGCUUCCACUGUGAUAGCGCCUCAGGCGCGUACUGCAGCGCUCUUGGUAUCCAGUCUCUGGCAGAGCAGCCGAUUCUGACGGACCACGUCUUGACGCCCUAUGGCGCCUUUCCAGCGAUCCUCAUCGAACCGGCAGCAGGCUUAGCGUGGUACCAGCACAUGCUCCGCAUGCCACGCGCACAAACAGCUCUGGGCAGCAUUGAAUCCUUCUUGCAGAAUGGCACCUCUGUGGCAGCCAUGGUGACAUGGGAUGCCAAGGUCACCAGUGUCGUGGCCAUGCUGGGCGGCACCGGUGAUCUGGUACGUGCUCGGAUGGAGACCGAAGGUGUCAUGGACACCUUCGUUCAGCGUGUGGAAAGCAUGUAUGCGGACGUCUUCCAGAAGCCCUUGGCACAGACCAUGAAGAAAGGAGAGUCAAUGAGUGCGCGCAUCGCCGAACUUCCGGCGUUGCCUCUGCCGGCGGACCAGGCGAUGCCUAGCGAGCCCUACCACUACGCCAUGUGCGGAUGUGCGUCGCCCUAGGCUGAAGCAUUGGACCGGCACUGCCUGGCUCUGCUGCCUGCGAGAUGGUGUAUUUCCAGGCUGCAGAAUUCCGAAUUCGUUGCCAGAGUCUGUGGAAUUCACCCACCGUUCCGGAGACGUCC